CCAAAGUUAUGACGUGCUUUCGACAAUGUUACCAACGUUAGUGGUUUUAGUUUUCCCAACAUAAAAUUUCUCUAUUGUGUAUAUCCGCGAAGUAGCGAUGGCCGAUACAGCUGCGAGCGAGGUUAAAAAGACGAAGGAGAAGAAAGUAAGGGCCGCGAAACCGAAGUCUCCCGCAACAGACAAACCUGUAAUCACGAAACGGCCCUUCCUGCGACACGGACGUUUAUACGCUAAAGCAGUUUUUACAGGUUAUAAAAGAGGACUUAGAAACCAGCAUGAAAAUACCGCCCUUUUGAAAGUUGAAGGCGCACGUACGAAGGAUGAUAGCUUGUUUUACGUAGGAAAGAAGUGUGUUUACGUUUACAAGGCAAAAAACAAAACUUGUGUUCCCGGAAAACCAAAAACGAAGAAGUCGAAGGUGCGUGCGAUUUGGGGUAAAGUUACCCGUCCUCACGGUUGUACUGGCGCCGUCAGAGCUAAAUUCAAGAGAAAUUUGCCCGGAAAAGCAAUGGGACGUCGUAUCAGAAUUAUGCUGUACCCAUCUAGGAUUUAAGAAAUUCCAAUCUAACUAAUUGUUAUAAAAUAAAUAAAAAAAGUAUUUCUGUUUUUUA
Photinus pyralis (common eastern firefly) is the source of this 611-nucleotide messenger RNA. RefSeq names its product 60S ribosomal protein L35a (gene RpL35A). Gene Ontology annotation, cellular component: ribosome; cytosolic large ribosomal subunit. Lineage: Eukaryota; Metazoa; Arthropoda; Insecta; Coleoptera; Lampyridae. The transcript has 3 exons. Gene Ontology annotation, biological process: ribosomal large subunit biogenesis; cytoplasmic translation. The record is from RefSeq and is a predicted model, not a curated record. Bases 98 to 553 code for a protein of 151 amino acids. Gene Ontology annotation, molecular function: structural constituent of ribosome.